AUGAAGUAGGAAUUACAUCAAUAUUUUAUUUUAAAUAUAUAGUGGUCCGAGAAGUGUGUGUGUAUUUGUGUUCGUGUGUGAAUACGUGCAUCAUAAUGUUUGAAUCAGGAACAAUGAAUCAAAGAAAGAAAGCAAUCUAAGUGGCCGGUUCAGCGUAUUCACUUCACCGUUCAGAUUUCACAGUCCUCUGCUGAUAACUGUGUGUUGUAGACGUGUUGCGUAAUAAUAACAAAUAAUCUAAAUUGAUAUAGUGACGUCGACCCGCGCGUUUCUAUUGUUAUAACCUUGACUUCUGUUUUAAGAAUACACAAUGGCGCUUGAACGACCAGACUUCGACUACAAAGAAGAAACUCACAAAGAACGAUUAGCACGAAAAUCCAAAGAGUCACCUUUCAUGGUAAUUGGAUUAGCUGGGCUUGCCGCGGCCGUGGGAUAUGGAGGUUACGCAUACAAAAAUCGUGGUGCAAUGAGCACUAGCGUUUUCCUCAUGCAAUUUCGUGUGAUUGCGCAAGGGACUGCCGUCGGAGCUCUCACUCUUGGCAUGGCGUACACGCUCUACAGAAACCAUUUUGCUAAGAAGCCAGAAGCUAUCGCUGCUAGCGUAUUAGGAAAUGAGCAUUAAUACAUUUCCUACGCAUAUAUAAGUGAUCAAUUAUUGAGAUAUUUAAUUUAUGCUAUGUGAUAAGUGAAACGGCUGUGGUCAGUUAUUGACAGUUGCAUAAAGCAUGGGAAAUAAUAAGUAUUAAAAUGUAUGCUAGAAGCAUUGCGAAGUGCAUGAGAGAUGCUACUUGAUUGUUUUGAAAAGACUUCUUAUAUUGAUACUGGAUAUUUUGCAGUAUUUAUAUCUAAAUAGGUACGCAUUUAUAGAAAUGUGAGCAUUAUUUGGGAAUCAACAUGCAUAAUGGAUUCAUUUAUGAGUGUUCUAAUUGUUAAAGAAAAACCGAAGUAUUUGCUUUAGAAUUUUAUUACAAAGUAACAAUCCUACAACUCAUUCAUCUUUACAUAGUAGUAAUAUGAAGGUAAAAAGUAAAACCUGAUUCUACAAUCAUAUAG
Zerene cesonia (dogface butterfly) is the source of this 1053-nucleotide messenger RNA. RefSeq names its product HIG1 domain family member 1A, mitochondrial-like. Gene Ontology annotation, cellular component: mitochondrion. The transcript is spliced from 4 exons. Gene Ontology annotation, biological process: mitochondrial respirasome assembly. The coding region runs from base 311 to 622 and encodes 103 amino acids. The record is from RefSeq and is a predicted model, not a curated record. Lineage: Eukaryota; Metazoa; Arthropoda; Insecta; Lepidoptera; Pieridae.